AUGGGCAAGCUUAAAUCCACCUCCAAGAAGAACCAGCGCCACGAUCCGUUGCUGGUCCAGCUCCGAGACGACCAACUGGGUGCCGGAAAACUAUCAGCUCCUGGCCGGCGACAGAAGAGAGACAAGCCUGAGGAAGAGCGAAACCUAGCACUAGAUGACAAAACGUCGAAGAAAAUCCUGUCGAUUGCCAAAGAACAGCAGCAAGAAAUGCUCGCAUCUGAGCAGAAGGACGACGGGUUUCUGUCCGAAGAUGACGAAGAAGAACACGAGUCUGCUUUUCUGUCCCGUCCUCGACAGAUCGCUGCAGAUUCCGAUUCCGACGAGGAAUUCGAAGGCUUAAAUGAAGAACAAGACGGCGAUGACUCCGAUGGAUAUGACGAAGAACUUGAAGUCGACGAGGGAGAUCAAGCCAUCUUGGAUUCCUUCCAGUCCGCCCCAUCCCGCAACCUGGCCGAUCUGAUCCUGCAGAAGUUGGAGGAACAGGAAGACAAGCAGCAGCUGUUGGCCGCCAAAGGGAAAGCCCGGCAAGUCUCUCCUCCCGCAGGCCAUCCCGGAGGAUUGAACCCGAAGAUCACCGAAGUCUACACGAAAGUGGGGCAACUGCUGUCCAGAUACAAGUCGGGCCCGUUGCCGAAAGCGUUCAAGAUCCUGCCCUCGCUCCGCAAUUGGUUCCAAAUCUUGGAAAUCACCGCGCCUCACGCUUGGACCCCGCAUGCCACCCUGGCCGCCACCAGGAUCUUCGCCUCCAACCUCGAACCCCGCCAAUGCCAGAAGUUCUACAAGCACAUCUUGUACGAGAAAGUCCGUGAAGAGAUCGACGAGAACAAGAAACUGAGCGUCCAAAUGUACAUGGCGCUCAAGAAAUCGAUCUACAAACCGGCUGCUUUCUUCAAAGGCAUUCUUUUCCCCCUGUGUGAAAGCGGAACGUGCACGCUGAAAGAGGCGGUGAUUGUCGGAUCGAUCCUGACGAAGGUGUCUAUCCCAGUCUUGCAUUCGGGCGCAGCGCUAUUGAAGCUCUCGGGGAUGGAGUACACGGGGCCGACGUCGGUGUUUAUCCGGGUGCUUCUGGACAAGAAGUACGCGCUGCCCUACAAAGUGAUCGACGGGCUCGUCUUCCACUUCCUCGGCUUCAAGCGCGAGGCCAGACAGAUGCCCGUGCUCUGGCACCAGAGCUUCUUGGUCUUCGUCCAGCGCUACAAGGCCGACUUGACCCGCGAACAGAAGGACGCCCUCCUCGACCUCCUCAAAAUCAAAUCUCACCCCCUCAUCACCCAGGAAAUCCGCCGGGAAAUCGUCAAUAGCGUCGCUAGAGGCGAGGAAAUCCCAUUGGAAGAUGUCGAGAUGAUCUAG
Molecule: messenger RNA, 1350 nt
Organism: Puccinia triticina
Lineage: Eukaryota; Fungi; Basidiomycota; Pucciniomycetes; Pucciniales; Pucciniaceae
Exons: 6
Coding region: 1-1350 (449 amino acids)
Biological process (GO): rRNA processing
Cellular component (GO): cytoplasm; nucleolus; preribosome, small subunit precursor
Molecular function (GO): snoRNA binding
Source: RefSeq, a predicted model, not a curated record